This is a messenger RNA of Papaver somniferum (opium poppy), 1460 nucleotides long. RefSeq names its product riboflavin biosynthesis protein PYRD, chloroplastic-like. Gene Ontology annotation, molecular function: diaminohydroxyphosphoribosylaminopyrimidine deaminase activity; 5-amino-6-(5-phosphoribosylamino)uracil reductase activity; zinc ion binding. The transcript is spliced from 3 exons. Gene Ontology annotation, biological process: riboflavin biosynthetic process. NCBI's taxonomy places the organism in Eukaryota, Viridiplantae, Streptophyta, Magnoliopsida, Ranunculales, Papaveraceae. Bases 21 to 1265 code for a protein of 414 amino acids. The record is from RefSeq and is a predicted model, not a curated record.
CUUCUAGGUUUAGAUUAAAAAUGAAUCUUCAAACACUUCAGUUCUCAAACCUCAAUCCCACACCUUUCUCUUCCCAUUCAAAAUUCAAGAGUAGGUCAUGUAAUUUCCGGAAAAAGGUCUCUGAAUCAUCAAUUGUUAUGAAAAACAAUGGUCGUUUGAGUAGAAUUAGGUGUGAUGGCGGUGGUGGCGUUGAAGGGGAAAAAGAUGAUAAAUUUUAUAUGAGAAAAGCUGUUGAACUUGCAAAGACUGCAAUUGGAUGUACAAGUCCUAAUCCAAUGGUGGGAUGUGUUCUUGUUAAGAAUGGGGAAAUUAUUGGUCAAGGGUUUCAUCCUAAAGCUGGUCAGCCUCAUGCUGAGGUUUUUGCAUUGAGGGAAGCUGGUGAUAAGGCUGAGAAUGCUACUGCAUAUGUAAGUUUAGAACCUUGUAACCAUUUUGGGAGGACUCCGCCGUGCUCUGAAGCGUUGAUUCGAGCUAAAGUGAAUCGAGUUGUUGUGGGAAUGGUGGAUCCAAAUCCAAUUGUUGCUUCAAGGGGGGUUGAGAAACUAAGGAAUGCAGGAAUUGAUGUUACGGUGGCGGUCGAGGAAGAGUUGUGCAAGAAUCUAAAUGAGGCUUAUAUUCAUCGAAUGCUUACCGGGAAGCCGUUCGUUACACUGAGGUACUCGCAGUCUGUUAAUGGGCAAAUUUUAGACAAAGUCGGGUUAGCUGCCAAGGAACCUGGUGGUUACUACUCGCAGUUACUACAAGCUUAUGAUGGUGUCAUCCUGUCUAGUGGCUCACUGACUGGGGACUUCACCUUCCCUACUUCGCAAGAGCCCCAAGCUAGACAACCCUUGCGGAUCAUAGUGGCAAGAACUACAGAUUCUCCUGUGCAAAUCCCCAUCCUAACUGCUGAUGCAGCAACGCAGGUGAUUAUAUUUGCGGAGAAUGAUGUGGUCGUGAAUACUGAAACAACCAGUCAAGGAGUUGAAACUGUGAUUAUGGAUAAGGUAAAUUUGAAUGCAAUUCUUGAUUACUGUGCUAGCCGUGGAUUAUGCAGCGUUUUGGUGGAUUUUGUUGGGGACUAUAAAGAUCUUGAAGAACUUGUUGAAGAGGGUCUUGAGCAAGGUCUGGUGCAGAAAGUAGUGAUGGAAGUAUUGCCAGUUUGGGAGGGAAGAAAAGAGAGAGAAAUUCAAACAACGAAGAAACUUGAAAGAGAAGUUCGUAAAUUGAAGAAACUACAAUCUAGGAUCUCAAAUGAGAGUGUUUUAGUAGAGGGAUAUUUUUGACCGAAUAUAUGAAAAUCAGUAUCCCAAUUCCCGUUUUUCUUCAAAUUAUUUGGCAUUGUUUUUCUUUGUUGAGUAAAUAAAGCAGAGGCAAUUUUUGCUCUUCUGAAAAAUAGAAAAUGAUGCAAGCCUUUUUUCUUGAGAGUGUAAACAGUAUUUUGAUUUUUGGGUAGUGCGUUUUCGACAGAACAUUUUCCU